Molecule: messenger RNA, 1602 nt
Organism: Oryctolagus cuniculus (rabbit)
Lineage: Eukaryota; Metazoa; Chordata; Mammalia; Lagomorpha; Leporidae
Gene: CNPY1
Product: canopy FGF signaling regulator 1
Cellular component (GO): endoplasmic reticulum
Source: RefSeq, a predicted model, not a curated record
UCAUGCAAACUUCCUACUUUGAUCAGCAGAGGGUGGAGAGGGGAAAAAAGCGCGCAAAGGCCGCGGGGCUGCGGCGCGGUCCGGGCGCCCUUGGCGGCUCCACGCCCCCUUCCGGAAGGAGCCGCGGGGACGCAGGCUCCUGCACCUUGACCCGUCUAGACGGCCCAGAAGUUUUUGUCUCUGUUACCAAGGGCGAGGGGUGCUCUUUGACCCGCGCCUGGAGCGAAGGUGGUGGCCGCGGAGUCCCUGCUGUAUUCCGGCUGAAUUGCGGAGGGAGCGGGGACGCACGGGGACGUGCACCAGCUGUUCCCAAAGAGAGCUGCGCGGAGCCCGCCGGGGAGAGGUGCGGCGCCCUAAGCCCCUCGCCCGGGGCGGCGCGCAGCUGCGGCCCGAGCGGACGCACGGCCCCGAGGAGGAGCGAGCGGAGGAGCCAAAAACUUUUGACUUCUCCAACUUCUUCGCGAACCGCGGGAGAGUUUUGCAACAAGCUUCUCUCUGCCCGCACCCACCCCGCACUCCCUCCGUCUCCCUUGACAAAUCCCCCUAGUCCAGUCUGAGGCGUUCUUAGUCGACCUCUUGGACAACGUGUGUGAGCGAAUGAACGACUACCAGCUUAAAGAAGACCCAGUGACGAAGGAGAAAACUUUCACGAGAUACGCUCCACGGAAGGGGGACAAAGUGUACAAAGAGUAUAAAAAGUUCUACUUCUAUUCCGAUGCCUACAGACCUUUGAAAUUCGCGUGUGAGACUAUAAUAGAAGAGUAUGAAGAUGAAAUAUUCGCACUUAUCGCCCAGGAGGCACGCUCUCUAGCUGACAGGCUGUGCAGCGAAAAAUCAGGUCUGUGUGGAACUCCUGCUAACCAUACUGAACUCUAGGAAGGAGGUGCCACUAGUUAUAAAGAAGAGUAAAGCCACAUCCUCAAAGGUCAAAGCCUGCCUUUUCUGUUUGCGUGUUGUCCGUCAUGAUAGGAAAAGUUGUCUCUUAUUUGUACCAUGUUUAUCUCAUAGAUGAUGACUUUUUUGAAACUCUGUUGUUUGGCAUCAACAAACUUGACUUUCUAUAGGUAAGGCUGAAAGCAUGUAAAAAUGAAAUGACCUUAGGUAGAUUUUGAUCAGAACAGGUUUGACAAGAAAGCAUGUAGUACGGUGGUGGGAAAAAAAGAAGACCUUUCAUAACCCAAGGAGGGAUUUCACCAUGCGGACUGUAUGCUUUAUGGUAAAUGUUUAUGCACAUAGGCAAAUGCCAUGUACCAUUUUGGUGAGAACUAGAUUCGGUGUCUGAAAUCUGUUGACAGGCCACUUAUUUAAGGAAAUAUAUUGCAAUGAAUUCCAAAUUCAGUCCUCUGGGUUGUGUAUGGCUGUUGGUGAAAGAAAUGAACUCACUUCUUUAAAAAAAAAUCAAGGAUGAAAUUUACAUUUCUAGAAACGAUGAGUUUAAAAACUUCAUUUCUAAAAUCGGGUGGAGUGCCUCAAAAAUAAUGGGUAUUUUUAUAGUGAACAGUGAUUGUAUUGGCCUCUCUGAAACAUGCGUUCUGAGUUCCAGUGAUUUGGAUAGAUGAUGGGAGAUGACAUUGUGCAUUAAAAUUGACACCAAUGACCAUG